AUGCUCUUCGGUUUGGAAGUGUACCGCAAAAUGGUGAUGGCCAGCAUCGAGGAUUAUUUCGACUACCUUGACACACAAAGCACAUUAGCAGUAAUGAGCUUGUCAGACUCGAUGGCACAGUUCUCCUCGUAUCAACGAAUCUUCAUCUCCUACGCUCACAUUCUCUUUAUGGCCCGCUGCUUCUUGUCCUUGCAGUGGCAGCCGCGACUUGCCAUCAUCACCUCCACCCUUCAGGCAACGACGGUUGACUUGACCCACUUCUUGAUCGUUCUCAUACCCACAUGGUUUGGUUUUGCGAUUGCCGGCAUGAUCAUGUUUGGACGACGGAUGCAGGUCUUUUCGACCCCCCUGAGUGGCUUUGCCAUGUGCCUCCAGCUUGCAUUGGAGGGUGAAUACGACUGGGGUUACAUGUCCUCAGAGGAUUGGUUCAUUACGCUGCUGUGGGUCUGGAUCUACAUGGUUCUGCUGGUCAUGGUCAUGUUGAACAUGGUGCUUGCUAUUAUCAUGGAUGUGUACGCUGAGGUGCGCCGUCAACAAGGUGAAACCAUGUCUAUCUUCCAGCAUUGCACGUACCUGUUCAAAAGAGCACUAUAUUUCAAGAAUUGGGUUCCAGAUAGAGAGCUGUGGGAGCGUGUGGCAGAGAUGCCGGAGACCAUCAUCGUGGAUGAUAUACUUGAGGCUUAUCCGAACAUGCCCGAUUUCCAGCUGAGCUUCCUCUGCGACGGGGCGAGAAAUCGAACAAGGGUGAUCCAGCGAGCGGGUAUCGACCCAACGUAUACCGUCCAAAUGGUCGCUGCAAUCCAUAUCAGCCUUGAAGAGAUCAUGAUGGACCUCAUGAAACUCAAGAAACGUGGCUGGAUGGGAAAGGGCUUCGAGGUUCCCAGUGACGAAGACAGGAAUCUCGUGAAGGAAAUCCUCGCCGGCAUUGCAGUGCAAAGUGAGUGGAUGUUGAACGCGCAGAAGCAUGUGUCGUGGCUACACAAUCAGAUCGGCACAGAAGCGACAGACGGGGCUGGAUACGAGUGGAAAGCGACCGGUCCAGUCGAGGUUCCUGUGCCACGAAGCCGACAAGGAAAUGACUGA
Symbiodinium necroappetens is the source of this 1083-nucleotide messenger RNA. The record is from the annotation of a GenBank genome assembly. Lineage: Eukaryota; Dinophyceae; Suessiales; Symbiodiniaceae.